CGGCGGUUUACCGGAGGCGGUUCCCUUAGCGUCAGUGGUAGCUUGAAUCCGUGGCGAACCGCAAUCGGUACUAGGCCGGUGUAGUCUCAGCAGGAGUGGGACCCUGAGGCUUGAGAAACAGGCUUUUCUUUGGUCCGGGACUCCCCGGCGUUCAGCGCUUCCCCCCAUAACCGGACACCGAUUUUUCGGACUCUUUGCCUCAGACCCAGGAGUCAUAGAUGCCAGGAAGUAUGGCCCCCCUGAAGAAGCUUCGAAAUACCACAAAGUUGCCCCUGGCUUUAAACCCCCUGAAGAGCAAGGACGUGUUGGCAGUGCUGGCUGAGAGGAACCAGGCUAUAGUACCCGUUGGGGCAUGGGUGGAGCCUGCCCCGCCAGAUAGUUCAGCAGUCCCGGCAUCUACUUCAGCAUAUAUGAUUGAAGAAGAGCUAAGGGAACAGCUAAGAAAGAAACAAGAAGCUCUGAAGCGUUUUCAGAGACAAGUCAAACGCCGAGUAAAUCAGCAAAUUAGGCUGAGAAAAAAGCAACAACUUCAGAGGUCUUAUGAAGCCGUAAGUUCAAAAGCAGAAAAAGAAGGCUCUAUAGCCACGCACUCUUUGGAUCCAGCAUACUUAACUCUUAAAAGAACGAGUGUUUUUCCAAACCAUUUGAAUGCUGCUAUUGGAAGUGCUAGGUUACCUCCUUCCCAGAAGCUUGAGGAUGGAAUAGAAGAUAGAGAGAAUCAAAAUGAACUAUUCCAACAACAAGCCCAGGCUCUUAGUCAAACCAUGAAAGAAGCACGUCACCGGCUGGCAUCAUUUAAAACUGUGAAUAAAAAAAAUGCAUCGGUGUUUCCAGAUGAUCGAAAGAAAAACUUUCCCACCCAAGAGGAACCUGACACUGAGGAAUCUUCAUCUAUUAUGAUAGAUAAGAAAGGGAAAAAGAAUUUGUCUUGGGGGGACCAGCAGGAUCUCCUUUUUGAAGACAAGGAUAUACCUUUCAGCACAGUUCAGAAAGUACAAUUCAAAAAUCCAUUAUUUGCUGUGAUGGAAGAGGAAGAGGUAAAGCAGUUACAUCAGGAUGUUCUGCCAGAAGCCCAGGCUUAUCUUCCAGAAGCCCAAGGUGACCUGCUGCAAACCCAGGGUGAUUUGACAGGAGUCUGCAGUGUUGAGCUGGAAGCCCAGAAUGUUGAGCUGAGGCUCAGUACCGAGGAUAUCAAGCUGGAAGGCCAAGCUGUUGAGCCCAAAGCCCAGGCUGUUAAGACCAGAACUCAGAGUGUUAUGCUGAAAGAUCAGAGUGUUGAACUAGAAGAUGGGAAUAUUGUUUUGGACGUCCAAGAUUUUCUACUCCAAAACCAGGCUUUUCUACCCACAGACCAGCAUAUUCUUCCCAAAGACCAGAAUGUUCUACCCAAAUGCCAGGACCAGGAUUUUCUACCCACAGACCAGCAUGUUCUUCUCAAAGACCAGAAUGUUCAAUCCAAAUGCCAGGACCAGGAUUUUCUACCCAGAGAUCAGAAAGCAAAUUUGAAGCCGCCAGCAUCAAUUAUGAUAAGUAGGAGUGGGGGAGAGGUGUUUCCUCUGGAUGUCCAUCAAGAUCUUCUACACAGGCAUCAAGAUCAGGCCUUCAUCAACAGCAAGAAGGUACGCUUCAAGGAGUCAUAUUGUGAUACGACAAAUGAGAAAGGGAGAGAAGACUUUUCUCUGGCAGGUUAUCAGUAUCUGCCUCCUAAACUUCAGGACCACGCCUUCAUCAGAGAUCAGAACAAGUGUAUCAGGCAGCCCUCAUCUUUUGAGAAAUGGGAGACUGAAAGACGAGUUGCUUCUGGAGUGCCAUCGGUAUGUUUCACCUGGUAUUCAAGACCUAGCCUCUCCCAGAGACACAGGAACUAUGGGCAGGCCUCACAUAAUAUGACAGAUGAGAGAUGGAGAAAGGAGUUACUUCUGGAGCACCAUGAAUAUGUUUUACAUGAAAUCCAGGAUCCAGGCUCCACCAGAGAGCAGAGCUUACGCUCCAUACGGCAACCAUCUGCUGGAACAGCUGAAAGAUGGCAAGCAGGUUUGCUUCUGGCCGGCCAUCAGCAUCGUCCACCCAAGCGCCAGAGAGAGGCUCCCAGCAGCAGACAGGUUGGUGGUGAAUAUCAAUCAGGAUUGAACACUGAAUUCCAAACUCCACUGGCACUUCAGUCAGGAGUAAGUCAAGAGGAAGACAAGAAAGAGCGUCAAAAGCAGUACCUGAGAUAUAGACGACUUUUCAUGGAUAUUGAAAGAGAACAAGUGAAAGAACAACAAAGGCAAAAAGAACAAAGGAAGAAAAUUGAAAAAAUUAAGAAAAAGAAAGAGCAGCAACGUUAUGCUGAAGAGCAGAGGAUAUUAAGAACGAACUUUCAUGAAGAGCCAUAUUCAGGGGAGAAGAUGAGUGAGAUACUAGCCCAGCUACAACUUGAGGAAGUAAAAGGAGCCAGAGAAAAACAACAGAAAGAAAAGGAAUACCAAAGAUAUGUAGAAGCUUUAAGAGCCCAGAUCCAGGAGAAAAUGCAGCUGUAUAAUAUUACUUUACCUCCACUAUGCUGCUGUGGUCCUGAUUUUUGGGAUGCUCAUCCUGAUACCUGUGCCAACAAUUGUAUUUUCUAUAAAAACCACAAAGCAUAUACCCGGGCACUACAUUCAGUCAUCAAUUCCUGUGAUAUCCCUGAAGGGAACUCAGCUCUUCGAGUCGCCAUUCAUAAUUUUGCUUCUGCACACAGACGGACUUUGAAAAAUCUGUAAUAAGAAUCUGAAAUAAACUUACGCGGGCCUCUCACUGUUGUGGCCUCUCCCGUUGCGGAGCACAGGCUCCGGACUCGCAGGCUCAGCGGCCAUGGCUCACGGGCCCAGCCACUCCACGGCAUAUGGGAUCCUCCUGGACCAGGGCACGAACCUGUGUCCCCUGCAUCGGCAGGUGGACUCUCAACCACUGCGCCACCAGGGAAGCCCUAAACUUUUUUUUUAAUAUAGAAAAGAAAAAUCCCAUACCCAUUAGCAGUUGUUUCCCAUUCCCCUGGCAAUCACCAGCCCACUUUCUAUCUCUACAGAUUUGCCUAUUUUGGACUUUUCAUAUGAAUGGAAUCAUAUAAUAUACAGUCUUUUGUGACUGGAGUCUUUAAUUUAGUAUAAUGUUUUUCAGAUUUGUGCAUGUUGUAGUGUGUAUCAGUACUUCAUUGCUUUUAUUGCUGAAUAUUAUUCUACUCUAUGGAUGUACUGCAUUUUAUUUACCCAUUUAUCAAUUGAUGAACAUUUGGGCUGUUUCUACUCAUUAGCUAUUAUGAAUAAGGCUGCUAUGAACAUUUGUUUACAAGUUUUUCUGUGGACAUACGUUUUCAUUUCUCUUGGGUAUAUACCUAGGAGGGGAUUUGCUGGGUCAUAUGGUAGCUCUACGUUGAGCAUUUUGAGGAACUGAAAACUGUUUUACAGAGUGGCUGCACCAUUUUACAUUCCCACCAACUGUGUAUAAGGGUUCAGAUGUCUUCACAUCCUCCAACCCUUGUCCUUAUCUGUCUCUUUAAUUAUGGUCAUGCUACUGGGUAUGAAGUGGUAUCUCCUGGAUUUGAUUUGCAUUUUCCUGAUGGCUAAUGAUGUUGAGCAUCUUUUCAUGUGCUUAUUAGCCCCUUGUAUAUCCUUUUUGGAGAGCUGUCUUUUCAGAUCCUUUGCCAUUUUGUAAUUGUGUUAUUUAUCUUUUGAUUGUUGAGUUAUGAGAGUUGUUAAUAUAUUCUCCAUAAGGUCCAUUAUUAGACUUAGGAUUUGCAAAUAUUUCUUUUUCACUUUCUUGUCUUUUCACUUUCUUGACGGUUUCCUUUGCAGAACAAAAGUUUUUAAUUUUGAGGAAGUCCAAUUCAUCUACUUUUUCUCUUGUUGCUUUAGCCAUUACCUAAUCCAAGGUCACAAAGAUUUACUCCUGUGUGUUCUUCUAAGAGUUUUAUAGUUUUAGCUCUUACACCAAGGUCUAUGAUCUAUUUUGAGUUAAUAUUUGUAUAUAGUGUUAGAUAGGGGUCUAACCUCAUUCUUUUGCAUGAGGAUAUCUAGUUGUCCCAGUGUCAUUUGUUCAAAAAACUAUUAUUUGCCCCACUGAAUUGAUGUGACACUGUUGUCAAAAAUCAAUGGACCAUUGGGACUUCCCUCGUGGUCCAGUGGUAAAGAAUCCGGCUUCCAAUGCAGGGGACGCAGGUUUGAUCCCUUGUCGGGGAACUAAGAUCCCACAUGCCUCAGGGCAGCUAAGCACACAAACCACAACUACUGAGCUCACACCCUUCAACUAGAGAGCCCGCAUGCCACAAACUACAGAGCCCACGUGCUCUGGAGCCCGCACACCACAACUAGAGAGAGAAAAACCACACACCACAACUAGAGAGAAGCCCUCACGCCACAACGAAAGAUCCCACAUGCCGCAACAGAGAUCCUGGGUGCCGCAACUAAGACCCGAUGCAGCCAAAA
Molecule: messenger RNA, 4445 nt
Organism: Mesoplodon densirostris (Blainville's beaked whale)
Lineage: Eukaryota; Metazoa; Chordata; Mammalia; Artiodactyla; Ziphiidae
Gene: CCDC15
Product: coiled-coil domain containing 15
Exons: 18
Coding region: 219-2744 (841 amino acids)
Cellular component (GO): centrosome
Source: RefSeq, a predicted model, not a curated record